Messenger RNA from Colletotrichum tamarilloi, 897 nucleotides. RefSeq lists its product as uncharacterized. The coding region runs from base 1 to 897 and encodes 298 amino acids. NCBI's taxonomy places the organism in Eukaryota, Fungi, Ascomycota, Sordariomycetes, Glomerellales, Glomerellaceae. The record is from RefSeq and is a predicted model, not a curated record. The transcript has a single exon.
AUGUGGGACGCCUCUUCAGGUGAAAGUCGCGGUGGAGCGGGGGCGGGGCCAACCGCUAUAACGGGCCUGCAAUUAGAGGGCAGGGUGGGUCCGGGGACCGACGCCCUAUCAAGGUCCCGGUCAGGUACCAACGGCGGUGCUGGUGCUGGUGCUGGUGCUGGUGUUGGUGCAUUUGGUCCAGGUGUUGGCGGUGCUGGUGGUGCAAUUGGCCGUCGGACGAACAGCCUGAAAACGACGGGCAGCCCUCAAAAGAAGUUGACGCCGCCGCCGCAGCUACGCGAGAGGAAUCUUCUCAAGUCUGGUUCUGUCUCCGUCACCGGUUCUCUCUCUUCCGUCACUGGCUCCGUCACGCGCGAACGCGACCUGGAAGGUCACCUUGGACAACUUGGAGCUCAUCCCUACCACCGCCAAUCAUCCACUUCAACAUCCCAGCAGCAGCAGCAGCAGCCACGACACCAACACCACACGCCAACUUCCACGACAACAACACAACAAAUCAGGGUGCAUCUACGAGGAGGAGGAAGUGCCGGCCAACAUCACCAGCAGUACCAACCCGUCCAGCCAUAUCAGUAUCAGGUCCCCGGACAAAGAGGAGGAGGACCACCACCAGCUCCAACAUCCGGAGCAGCAUCUCGAAGUCGAGACACCAUUGCCAACUACAACAGGCUCCGUCGCGAGACCCAGCACAGCUCCACGAGCACUUUGCACCACCAGAACUACUGGCCCGAUAACUUUCGCAACCCGCACGGCGGACUCGGCAUUGAGCACAACAACAACAACAAAGCAACCACCACGAGAUCGAAUUCGACAGCGACAAACCCGAGGAGCGACACUCAGUCCCGAACCGGUGGCAUCCAGAAACGUGCCCUCGAAGAGAGUGGUGUUGCUGAAGAGUGA